Verticillium dahliae VdLs.17 is the source of this 1543-nucleotide messenger RNA. RefSeq lists its product as uncharacterized. The coding region runs from base 695 to 1291 and encodes 198 amino acids. The transcript has 2 exons. The record is from RefSeq and is a predicted model, not a curated record. Lineage: Eukaryota; Fungi; Ascomycota; Sordariomycetes; Glomerellales; Plectosphaerellaceae.
ACGUCCGGGAAGCUUCCUUCCAUGACCGAAUACCGUGUUUACCAACACCGCCCUUCUGGAUUCAAUCACCAGUCACCUUGAGGCUUGGCUCUGCGGAGGCAGUUUUCGUGUGGUCUCCGACUCGUACCAGCCGCCUACCGGGAGAACCCGGAACGAUGAAUUCCAUCAAUCGGGAGACGGUCCGCCCUUCCUCUCACUCAGGGACAACAUUGCAGCAUGCUGUGAAAAGAGGAUCUUCUGUCUUGGUUCACUUGCAUCCGCAGCAUACCAUGCGGUCUCCUUUGGGACGUCACUUUCAUUUACAAUAAAAUGUGCGCGUCGAAGGGAUGUAACGGAAGCCGCCAUGCAUGAUGGAUCAAACACCCCCGUUGAAUGUGAGCUGCCCUGGGCAAUCACGGCGUUAUUCCUGCAUGGCGGGAGGAAGCCAUGGCCACCUACGUGUCAUUGCUGGUCUUGCCACCAUCCCUGAAUACAGGCAAUCUCCUGAUGAGGCCGUAAGGCCUCAACGCCAUGCCUGCCGGCAGAAAAUAUUAAAAGGUACUGGACAUACGCCUCCCACGCUGCUCCAUGUGCAGUCCUCCUUCUCUACUGAUCUCCAUCCUAUCCCAAAAUCUCGCUGAGCAGCUGGACUCCAAUCCCAUCCCAUUUUUUCAAGAUGAUGUCACAAACAUGUCGAAACAGCGUGGAGAGCGUCAUGCCUUACUUCACCGUGAGCAUGGGCCAAGCCGCCAUCACAUCGCCUUCCCUGUGGAAGACACUUCUCCGGUCAUACUCCCACAUCAACCAGACAUACAACCUCCCAGACGCCCAUGGUGUCCUUUCUAGUCAGGCUGGUCUCAAGAGCAUAUUGAACACCACUUUUGACCGUGAGGCUCAAGCUUUCUUGGACCGCCACUCCGAAAACCUCGAUGUCCUGGACGACUCUCUCAACGGUCCGGCCAAGGCACGCCUGCUCGCCAGGGCUGUCGCUGGUGUCGUUGCCGUCUUUGAGCACCUGUCUGCAUGCGGUGGUGGGAUCACACAGGAGGUCUUCGAUCAACAAGUACAGCAUUUCGCCGAGAGUGAUCAGUGCAGAAGAAUCAUUGCGAAGAUUGAAGAGAGCAAGGUCUUUUCCCGCUGCUACGCAAAAAGCCAGCUCGCAGACGUGAUCUGCCAGGCGGUUGAAGAUGGCUCCGACACGGCGAGUCUUGGUCUCGGAGAGGAUGAUCAGGCUGCGAUUGAGUGGGCAUCCGAACUGCCCUCGAGGAACAUGGGACUUCCUUGGGGUUUCACGAUCCUCGCGUUGAAUUGAGACAGAGGACUUUACGGUGUUAAUGAGACAUGUGGUAGUACGAAAGGGGGGCCACGGCCAUGGCGCUUGGGGGACAUCGGGUAUAGAAUUUGUCCUAACGCGAGCUGUAAUUCAACCAACUACUCAUGCUUUUCUGUAACGUCGGGUCAUCACCGACCUCACGCCGCCGCGUUUGCUUGUUGCUGUUGGCCUUGGGCGCUCGCCUGUAUUUGGAUGAUUUCACCCUUCUUCUUAUCCAGCUUGCUCUGAAUG